CAAAUUCCAAAAGUUUAUGCGGUGAAAUGUCAGUGUAACAUCCAAAAUAAACAAACUGAACUUUAAAUGUUUAUUACAUAAAAGAUAAUCCGACGCUAAAGAAAAUAUGGUAACUCAAUCGAACGGUAUCGUAUUAAUUCAUUAUUUUAUCCCACCAUAAAAAAACAUGAAUAAACUCGUCCAAGUUCACCUAAAAGUACACAACUAAAAUAAUCGUGCCAUUUAAUUUUAAUCCACCCUUAAACGUACUCUAAUCUGUAAUAAAACUAGUUAAUAUCGCGAAUGUCUAUCCAAUUACGCCGGGAGAAUCGAUAAAUUCGCCUGUCAACCCUCUGAGCAUGCCCUAGGUGUCGCUCAGCUAACAUCCCCAUGCUACACCCCUGAACGUGGGUAGAUCAAUGGAUUACUUUGAUCGAUAUGAAGUUAGUACAAUUUAAUAAUGCAUUCAACGAAACGGAGCAAUUCUAACGAAAUUCCCCGCCGGAAAUAAGCUUGUUGAAGAGGUGCACGCGUAGGAUAUGACCAGUCAAUUAAAUGUGAUACAAAUUGUGAUCAGCGGGCGCCGGUUAGUGAGCGGAGUAUUUUAGUUAAUUUUUUAAUAAAUCGGUAAACAUGCAAACCCUAAGAAAGAAAACCAGUCCUAUGAAAUAUAAGAACGAAACUACUCGUUUUCUGGGCGACGGUGUCUGCUUCAAAGCCAAGCUGAUAGGUAUAUUGGAAGUGGCCGAAGCCAGAGGCGACCGGAUGUGCCAAGAAGCCCUCUCCGAUUUAAAGAUGGCCAUCCGGGCUGCCGGCGAGCACAAGCAAAGGAUCACCGUCAACGUGGCCAUCGACGGUUUGAGAUUACGAGACGAAAAAACCGGAGAUUCCUUGUACCAUCACCCGGUGCACAAAAUCUCGUUCAUCGCCCAGGACAUGACGGAUUCCAGGGCCUUCGGGUACAUAUUCGGCUCGCCCGACACCGGCCAUCGAUUCUUCGGCAUCAAAACCGACAAGGCCGCCAGCCAGGUGGUGAUCGCCAUGAGGGAUCUGUUCCAAGUCGUGUUCGCGUUGAAGAAGAAAGAAAUCGAAUUGGCCAAACAACACCUAGAAAAAAACUACUAUACGAGUUCUCCGUUAUUCCCCGAUUGCUCGAAGUUACAGAGCUCGGCCUCGCCGAGUUUACCCGUCACGACGGUCGAAUCGACGUUGUCUUCGGAUAGUAAAUCCAAUCGUGGGGCGAACGAACGACGAGCGAACGCCUCGGGCGCGGCCGUCGCCGAUUUGGUGGACCUCGAAUUGGAGUUGAACAGUCUCCAGCAGGGGCUCAAUCAAAUGGAGAAGAUCACGCCGUCGUCGGCGGAUCCGUUCGGUGCCAAAGACGAUCCGUUCGGAGACAGCUUCACCGUUUACCCGCCCGUAAGCCUAUUUUUGCCCGUAAGGCCGAUUUUGCCGCCGCCGCCUUCGACCGGCAGGGAGCGCUCGAGUCGCGGGACGUCCGAGUCCGGUUCGGUGUUUAGCCCGAAAACGCCCAGGACGGGGAAGGCUCCGACGAGGGAGAGGAAGAAGGACUUUUCGUUUUCGAGCGAUUUGAGCGGUUCCCGCGACGACGAGGGUUCCGAUUGGUUCGCGGUGGCUUCGGGCGAUGACGGAGUGUCGCAGGAGCUCGCGAAGCCUUCGAGGGACGAGAAACACGAGCGCGCCAAGCGGGAGAUUCUGUCCCAAUUCGACGUGUUUACCGAGCUGGAUCCCUUAGGUACGGGUCGGGUUAGGCCGUACAUUGACCGAAAGCAUUUCUUUCAAGAGCUGAAAAACCCCCCGAAGAAGGCGCUCAACGACCUGGUGGCCGGCGCCACCAAGGACAAGCCCCUCUUCGAUACGAAUUUCGCCGCCGCCUCGGCGGCGCCUCCCCCGCCCGGCGACUUCGCCUCCGAUCCCUUCGGCGAGGACCCCUUCGUCGAGGAGGACCCCUUCGCCGAUUCGGACUUCUCCAAGCAGGACCCCUUCGAAACGGAGUUCGCCAAUUUCAAAAAACAAAACGCCAAUUCCUUCCACGGCGAUUCAUCCAGAUCCCCCGACAAGCCGGGUUAUCUCCGCGCCAAUUCGACCACCAAAAUCGAUUCGGACAAACCCACCGACAUAUUCCACAGUCGUCUAUCGACCGACGACGGAGGAGAAGACGCCCCCGAACCGCCGCCGCGCCCCUCCAACCAACUCAUAUGCAUCAAACCGCCGCCGUUGCCGCCGAAGAAGAGCGCCGGCGAGUCGGGCGUCGCCGCCAACCGACCGCCUCCGCGACCUAUCAGGCCCGAAGGCGGCUCCUCGUCCCCCUACGAGUUUCUCGGCGCUUGCGAAUCGGCUCCGGCGACCGGCGACGACGCCGCGGGCGGUCCCCCGCUGCCGGCGCCUUAUAGAAAAUGGAAAUUCGAAGGGAGCGGCCCCGCGAGACCCGAGAAAACCGCCGACGAUGGGUACCUCACUCCCGUGGAGGCGGCCAAAAGCGCCGGAUCCGCCGAAGGAUUGUCGAACGGGGCCGGUCCGCCUCUUAGCGCUAGUGAUAAGGUGAAUACAACGACGGAAUUGGAUGGCCUCGACAUCACGCUCAGCCAGCUCACGCUCACCGGUCUGAGCGAGCUGGCCAGUAAACUCAACGUACCGGCGGCGCAGCUGAGCAAUAUGACGCUAGCCCAACUCACCGAUUACCUCUCCGAGCUGAUACGAUCGAGCUCCUCCGCCAAACCGCCGCCCGCCGCCCACUCGCAAGGCGAUCCGUUCGCCGAUUUCGCCGACUUCAAGGCGGAUUUCGACGCGACGGAGUCGCGCUCUGACGCUUCGUACGAUCGGUACGCCGUGUUCAGGGAGCUGAUGCGCGAGGAGAUCGGCAGAGGUCGCGCGGAGGCGGCCGAAACGCCCGAGGCGGUCGAAGAGAAACCGAAACCGGCGGAAUCGGAGGCGAAGCCUCCGAGCGAACGAGUCGAUCGGUACGCCGCUCUGCGCGAAAUCGUCGAGAACGAGCUGAAGCAGAGCGAAGAGGGAGUCGACGAGCCGGAUAAUAAGGAUGAUGUGGUGGAUACGCGCGAUAUAGAAGAGAAAUUGAACAUCAUCAAUCAGGAGAAACAGCUGCGAUCGGUUAACGACGACGAACAGAACGAGAAGAAAAUCAUCGAGUACAUUUCGCUGGGCGAGCACAAGAUGUCGGACGUCGGCGAGAAGAAACCGGCGACGAUACCGGUCAAAUCGCCGGUUAAAUCGAAUAUAAUCAAGAGCCCCGUGCCGAACGUCAUCGCCGAGAUGGUGCAGAACAACGCCCGGCUCACGUCCGGCUCGCUGUCGGACGUGAUUUCGGGCAGCUCGCCCGAAAUCGAUCACACCGCCAGCAAUUCGGAGCCGGGGAAGAAAAUCGACGACGUCACCGGCGAAUCGUGGGCGAUAUUCGAUCGGGACGCCGUCCGUGCGGACGCGUCGAAGGACAAGCGGCCCGUGCAAAGCGAGGAGGGCGCCUCGCCGUGGUCGAGCGACUCGAAGGAAUUCGGCGCCGGCUCGCCGCCCGAAUGGCGCAGCAAGGACUCUGGCAGCGGCACCGAUCCCUUGCCGAGGACGAGGAGGAGGGACCGCGACGGAUGGUGGGACGCCAACGACGCGGCGGAACCGGACGGCCGCUACUGUCCCGCCAACCGGCGAUCGACCGACAGCUACGACGAGGAGUACUACGAGUGCUACGACAGGCCGCGGCGACGUCGCAUGCCGAGCAGCUGGCAACACGGCGGCGGCGGCGGCGGCGGCGGGCACUCGUCGAGCUCGCGGGACGUCAGCCCGUGGGAGGAGGAGCCGCGCAGGCGGGAACUGAGAGAGCACGGCAGGGGCUCGGCCUACCGGCACGCGGGCUCCGGGCGUUCGUUCGAUAGGAGAAGAGACAGAAGGCUGACCGAUAGUUGGGACGAAGACGAAGAUUACGAGUACGAAGAUGAUCAUCUAUCGAGGCAUUGGUCGGAGCGCCACGUGCCCCGCGAAACCGACAGAGACGGUAGUAGACACGGCACGGGCAGUAGGGAUCGGGAUUUGGAUAGAUGGCGCGAGGAUCGCGUCGAUGACAGGCGACACAAGCGCAGGAGGGACGGGCGAGACAGGCGAUGUUGUCCCGAUUGGGAGCAGACCGAACACGAUAAAAUUCGGGGUUACGGGAGCGGCAGGCGGAGGGACCGCGAGCAGCCGGACGAACGGUACUACAGCAAGGAUUCGCAGGAGUCCCCGUGGGAGGACGAGUACUCGAACGACGCCGACGAAUCGCCGCGAUUCGUCUCUUGCCCCGCCGCCAAGAGGAACUGGAAACAGAGGCCGAGCAGCGCCUCGGAGAUGGACAGGAAAACGGGCGAGAUCAAAUCGCGACAUCAUCCCGCCACCGGAGGCAGCGACGGGGAGCGGGACAGGCAUCACAAAUCCACGAGGCGGUCGCGCAGCCGCGACUCGCAGUACUCGGAGCCGCCGCCGUCGGCGACGACGUCGUCGUUGCACCGGCGCAAACCGGAGGCGGCGGCGACGUCGCCGCGCCAUCCGCACCGCCUGAAGGUCGAGAAGGCGCCGCCGGCGGCGGCUUCGGCGUCGAUUCGCAAGCAGCCGGAGGCGACGAGUACGUUCCCGCGGCGAGCGACGGCGGCGGCGAGUCGCGCCCGGUCGGCGUUCGAGAACGAUUUCGUGGCGCCCCGAGAGGUCGAAAGGGCCGAGGGGGCGGCGGUGAAGGUGAACUUCGAAAGCGAUUCGGAUAAAUCGUCGCCUAUGGAGAGGCCGAGACCGGUGGUGGUGUCGAAGGCGGCGGCGUCGCCGAGGUACCACCAGAAGGCGAAGUCGCACCGGUUCGAGGACGAUUUCUCGCCGGGCGAUAAGGCGCCGCCGCACGAGGACGGCAUAUCGAGCAUCAAGGAGGAGGAGGCGGACAGGGAGGAGGACCUGGAGGAGGAGGACAACGACGAAUUCGCGGUGGAUCGUUUCGAGAGGGUGGCGAACGGGACGAGGAGGCCGUCGACGAGGAGGCGUCGAUUUUCGAGCAAUUUGCGGCCGUCGGGCGGGGACGCGGGCGUGAGGAAAUCGGAAUCGGUGGACAUCUUCGCCAGGGAGGACGAUCCGUUCGAUGACGAUUUCUUCUGCGGCGGUGGUGGUGGGGCGGCCGGGGUGGCGUCUGCUGUUAGGUGUACGGAGUUGAGGUGGACCGAUGAUUAUUCGAAUGAUUAGGUAGAUUUUAUAAGAAAAAAUUGAUUGAAUUUCGCUGUGCUGGGCUCUCGGCGUUGUCGAAUCGUUCUCUGUUUAGUAAAAGGCCGGGCUUUUAUUGUACCGAUUGUUUAGGAUGAGUACGUGGUUGAAUAAUAAUAAUUUUUUAUGAAUAGAGAACGUGUGGGUUUUUAAUGAUGGUAAAAUUGUCGAGAAAUUGCACAGCGAGUGUUACCGUAAAUGAAUGCAUUUUAUAACAUUAAUUUUAUAAUACUGAGAAGUUUAAUACGCUCUCUACUUAGGGAAAUUAAGUGAUAACCAUGUUGAUAUUAUUUUAAUAUUUUUUAUAUGUAUAUAAUUUGGCCCCGAUUUUACUUAAUAAGCAGCUAUUAAUUUAUAUAUUAUUUAAAGCAGAACUACUCGUACUUUCAGAAGAUGUAUUAUGACGAACUUUUUUUUUGUAUGUUUUUUUAUUUAAUUUUAAUAUUUUAUUGGAUUGUUGUGCGUUUAUUCUACCUCCUUUUUUCUCAAUAAAGUUUUUAUUUGA
Phyllotreta striolata is the source of this 5728-nucleotide messenger RNA. Lineage: Eukaryota; Metazoa; Arthropoda; Insecta; Coleoptera; Chrysomelidae. The record is from the annotation of a GenBank genome assembly.